GUCUGCGGGAAUAUCGGAUCUCUAACGGCAUCUUCCAGGCGCCACAAAAAGCGCGACGGUUGUCUUCAAACGAGUGGCAAUUAUCACUGUUUAAUUUACGUUAGUUGAGUAGCAACUAGUAAUAUACGUAUUUGUCGAUUCGCGCCGAUUUAAUUAACGACCACACGUCGUAUAAAGUAACGCUAUUGCAGCAUUUUAAAUGGUUAAGUAUUUCAUUAACCUGGCGUCGGGUGUUGACUGCCGGGCUGGUCGCUAGCUUGUCCCGGGCUCCGUUGCGAUGGGCAACCGCGGGAUGGAGGAGUUGAUCCCGCUGGUUCAGCGGCUCCAGGAUGCGUUCAGCGCCGUCGGACAGAGCUGCAGUGUCGAUAUGCCGCUAAUCGCAGUGGUGGGCUGCCAAAGCGCCGGGAAAAGCUCCGUCCUGGAGAACUUCGUUGGCAGGGACUUCCUCCCACGGGGUUAUGGAAUUGUCACCCGCAGACCCUUACUUCUUCAGUUUUACUGUGCUAAUACAGAAUAUGGUGAGUUUCUCCAUUGUAAGGGGAAGAAGUUCACAGACUUCGAUGAGAUCCGUCAGGAGAUAGAGGUCGAGACGCAGUGACUCACAGGAUCCAAUAAAGGCAUCUCUCCUGUCCCCAUCAACCUGCGGGUGUACUCCCCGCAUGUGCUGAACCUGACUAUGGUGGACCUUCCUGGCAUUACAAAGGUGCCAGUGGGUGACCAGCCAUCAGACAUAGAGUACCAGGUACGAGAUAUGAUCAUGCAGUUCAUCUGUAAAGACAACUGUCUGAUCCUGGCUGUCACACCAGCCAACACAGACCUGGCCAACUCUGAUGCACUUAAAUUGGCCAAAGAUGUUGACCCACAGGGCCAGCGCACCAUUGGUGUUAUCACUAAGCUGGACUUGAUGGGUGAAGGGACAGAUGCACGCGACAUACUAGAAAACAGAUUGCUUCCCCUGCGCAGAGGUUACAUAGGGGUUGUAAACCGCAGCCAGAGAGACAUCGAUAGGAAGAAGGACAUCAAAGCGGCUCUUCUUGCAGAGAGGGAAUUCUUUCUAUCCCAUCCAGCUUACAAGCACAUGGCUGAAAACAUGGGCACACCUUAUCUACAGAGAAUCCUCAACCAGCAACUUACCAACCACAUACGGGAGACGCUGCCUGCCUUCCGCGGUCAUUUGCAGAGACAGCUCCUAGUGCUGGACAAACAGGCUGAAGAGUACAGACAUUAUAAACCCGACGACCCUACUCGCAAGACCAAGGCGCUACUUCAACUAAUUCAGCGCUUUGCACUCAACUUUGAGGGGUUCAUCGAGGGUUCUGGUGACAAGGUAGAUACUGUAGAGCUGUCAGGAGGAGCAAAGAUCAACCGAAUCUUUCACGAACGCCUCCCCUAUGAACUGGUCAAGGUUGAGUGUGAUGAGGGAAACCUGCGCCAGGAGAUUACUUAUGCUAUCAAAAACAUCCACGGCAUCAGGACAGGUCUCUUCACUCCUGACAUGGCCUUUGAAGCCAUAGUUAGAAGACAGAUCGUGAAGCUCAAGGGGCCGUGCAUAAAAUUCGUUGACAUGGUUGUUCAAGAGCUCAUCACAACUUUGUGCCAGUGCACCUUCCAGCUUAAUUCCUUUCCCAAACUGCGAGAGGAGACAGAGAGGAUUCUGACCACAGAAAUCCGGGAACAAGAGAGUAAAUGCAAAGACCAGGUCUUGGUGCUCAUUGAUGUACAGCUUGCCUACAUUAAUACCAACCAUGAGGAUUUCAUAGGAUUUGCAAAUGCCCAGCAGAAGAGUAGUGCCAACAAUAAGAAGAAUGUGGUGGGACUGGCAAGAAACCAGGGUGUGGCCCCUCCCUCAAGGCUAAUAGUCAUCCGAAAGGGCUGGCUCACCAUCAGCAACAUCAGCAUCAUCAAGGGUGGGGCCAAGGAAUACUGGUUUGUCCUCACAACAGAGAGCCUGUCCUGGUUCAAGGAUGAUGAGGAAAAGGAGAAGAAGUACAUGCUAUCCUUGGACAACUUGAAGCUGAGAGAUGUGGAGAAGGGCUUCAUGUCAAGAAAACACACCUUUAACAUCUUCAACACAGAGCUGAGGAAUAUCUAUAAGGACUUGCAGGUUCCUGGAGCUGGCCUGCGACUCUCAGGAGGAGGUUGACAGCUGGAAGGCCUCUCUACUGCGGGCUGGAGUCUACCCUGAGAAAGUCGCUGUUCGUACCCUGACCCCUAUG
Lampris incognitus (smalleye Pacific opah) is the source of this 2216-nucleotide messenger RNA. RefSeq names its product dynamin 3a (gene dnm3a). Gene Ontology annotation, molecular function: GTP binding; microtubule binding; GTPase activity. Lineage: Eukaryota; Metazoa; Chordata; Actinopteri; Lampriformes; Lampridae. The record is from RefSeq and is a predicted model, not a curated record. The transcript has 17 exons. Gene Ontology annotation, cellular component: membrane; microtubule; cytoplasm.